CCCGCCCCUACCCCCGGCGAAGGAGACGGAAGCGGCUUUGGCCCGACGGGAUCGUGAGCGGCGUCACUCCGCUCUUCCCCCCGGCCCGGCCUGGGCCCCGUACCUCCGACGAGAUGUCAGAAGACCUUGCUAAGCAGUUAGCUAGCUACAAAGCUCAGCUUCAGCAAGUUGAGGCUGCCUUAUCUGGGAAUGCAGAAAAUGAAGACUUACUAAAACUGAAGAAAGACUUACAGGAAGUCAUAGAACUAACCAAAGAUCUUCUUUCAACGCAACCUUCGGAAACUCUUACAAGUUCUGACAGUUCUGCUUCUGCUCUGCCCAGUCACUCCUGGAAGGUUGGAGAUAGGUGCAUGGCAAUAUGGAGUGAGGAUGGACAGUGUUAUGAAGCUGAGAUUGAAGAAAUAGAUGAGGAGAACGGAACAGCUGCGGUCACGUUUGCUGGCUAUGGCAACGCUGAAGUGACACCUCUGUUCAACCUAAAGCCUGUGGAAGAGGGAAGAAAAGCAAAAGAGGACAGUGGCAACAAACCCAUGUCCAAAAAAGAGAUGAUAGCCCAGCAACGAGAGUAUAAAAAGAAGAAAGCUUUGAAAAAAGCUCAGAGAAUUAAAGAACUCGAACAAGAACGAGAGGACCAGAAAGUCAAGUGGCAACAAUUUAACAACAGAGCCUACUCUAAAAACAAAAAAGGCCAGGUAAAGAGGAGUAUUUUUGCCUCCCCUGAGAGUGUAACUGGCAAAGUUGGAGUUGGAACGUGCGGAAUUGCAGACAAACCUAUGACACAGUAUCAAGAUACCUCCAAAUACAAUGUUAGGCAUUUGAUGCCUCAGUAACAGGGGGAAAAGGUGGAAUUUCAUCUCUGCAGGGCUUUACACUUAUCUUUUUAUCAUUAUAUUUUUCUAAAAGUAAAUUAUUUGUUAGCACAUAGCAAAUAGUCCCAUUUUGUCACCAUCACUUUGGCUUCAGCUGAUACAAGCCUUAAAUCCCCAGAUAUUGAUUUGACACCCCUCC
Dryobates pubescens (Downy woodpecker) is the source of this 1008-nucleotide messenger RNA. RefSeq names its product survival motor neuron domain containing 1 (gene SMNDC1). The transcript is spliced from 6 exons. The record is from RefSeq and is a predicted model, not a curated record. Gene Ontology annotation, molecular function: RNA binding. The coding region runs from base 114 to 830 and encodes 238 amino acids. Gene Ontology annotation, biological process: mRNA processing; regulation of alternative mRNA splicing, via spliceosome. Lineage: Eukaryota; Metazoa; Chordata; Aves; Piciformes; Picidae. Gene Ontology annotation, cellular component: nucleus; precatalytic spliceosome; cytoplasm.